Yarrowia lipolytica CLIB122 is the source of this 2613-nucleotide messenger RNA. RefSeq lists its product as uncharacterized. Gene Ontology annotation, cellular component: nucleus. Gene Ontology annotation, molecular function: ATP binding; ATP hydrolysis activity; DNA binding. The record is from RefSeq and is a predicted model, not a curated record. NCBI's taxonomy places the organism in Eukaryota, Fungi, Ascomycota, Dipodascomycetes, Dipodascales.
AUGUCUCUAGACUGGGGAGGAGGAUUGUUUGGGUCCGGGAGCGCACUGGACGAGCUGCAGCGCGUUGGAACGCGGUCACGUGAACUUCCACGUGACGAGUCCGAUAUGGAGCUUUCCGAAGGUUCUGAUCUAUCCAUGUCUGCCGAAGAGGAUGAGGGGGAGGGGGAGCGGGGAGGUGAGGAGGUAGAACCGACCAGCGAUCCCAUGACCAACCACGUGACCCAGAUGUGCGACCUGGAUAAUCACAUGACGCGCUUCCCGUCGCCGGCGGCGGAGGAAGAUGACUUCAUUGCGGAAAUGUUGAGAGCCAACGAACCCAAAGACUUGCCAGCUUCUGCCGCCUCCGCCGCUCCGUCACGUGAUAUGCCACGUGACCGCACUUCGCCCACCCGAUACAUCACGCUCUACUCCGGAAUGACCCUUUCGCGAGCGAAAAAGUACAUCAAAACGACCCGGCUCCGAACAAUGCAACAGGAGGAGGAAUCGCUGAAGAACCACUACGGAAUCGAUGUGAGCGGCAUCAGACAGAAGCUGGUGGGCCAAAAAUUCGACAGCAGCGAAACUUGCAAUACGCCAAAUCCUACCGCUGGAGAUACCGGAAAUACCCGCCCGAAAACGGCAUCUUGCGAUACGUCCAAAAUUCCGGCAGACGCAUUCAGCGAUUCGAGACAUCGUGCGGGUCUGCUCGUGUCUGGAAUUGGGUCACGGGACGGCCACCUCUGGGUGGAAAAACUGCGGCCGCAAAAGCUGCUGGAUCUGAACGGCCAUUCCGACCGCCACAAGGACAUUUUGUACUGGCUGAGUGAAUGGAACUCCUUCAUUUUCCAGACUCCGUCGCAGGCGGUGCAAUUCAAAGCCAAGCAGCGGGAAAAAUGGCUUAAAAAAAGCGGACGAAUCGAAGAUGCUGUCCACGCAGGAUCACGUGGGGUCUACGAGGAGCGCGAGGCACGUGACCGCCCCCAGAAGCGGAUCCUGCUUGUGCACGGCGAGCCCGGAACCGGAAAAACCACCGCCUGUGGGGUUUUGGCCCGGAAUUUGGGGUUCAACACGCUGGAGAUGAACGCGUCUGACGACCGUGGCAGCGAAGCGUUCCGACGGGGCGUUUUGGGUCCCAUGAGAACCCACUCCGUCACUUCCAAAGACCGUCCUAACUGCGUGAUUCUCGACGAGAUUGACGGAGCGGACCCAAUCUUCAUCGACAAGUUGGUCAAGCUCGUGCAGCGCGACGAAAAGGAGGAGUUAUGGCAUGAGCGGAAAAACAGACAUAAAAAGACCAGCGCCAAAGACAAACUCAACACCCUCAUCAGCCGACCCAUCAUCUGCAUCGCAAACAACCUCCACGGGUUGCUGUACAAACUCCGGCCGCAUUGUCGAAUCGUCAACUACGGCCGACUGUCGCCAGCUCAAUCGCUGCGAAUCGUGCAAAACGUGUUUCGAACGGAGAUGAAGCUGCAAAAACUCACCUCCAAACAAAACAGAUUCCUGGCAGACAUCUGCAACUCCACCGACGGAGACAUUCGACAAGCCAUCAACAUUCUGCAGUUUGGAACCCCCGAGGCCGACACGGCCAAUCUGGUGGACAAGUCGGCGCUGUGGAACAACAUUGUCAGUUCACUCUUCAGUCACGUGCCCGUGGGCAAAGACCGGGCUAACCACGUGGAAAACUUGUGCCAGAGAUCGCUGCGAUGCGGAGAAUGGAAUAAACUUGUGUUUGGAGCCUUCUCAGCCUACAUCACGUGCCUUUCGGGAGCAGGCAACCUCACCCAACUCACCAACAUUGCCAAACUCGAUGACUGGUACCACCUGUACGACCUCGCCAACACGCUGGGGUCCCGCGACAGUUACCACCCGUAUACGCUCGCGGCCUUCUCGCUGAUGUUUGGAUCCACCACCAAAAACCACGUGACCAACGUCGAAACCGACUACUCCCUCACCAACCAGACUCAGACCCAAAAGCUGCGUCUCAACGACAUCUACAGCAACAUUCCCGUCGAACUAAGGCGGUAUCUCAACAAAGAAACGCUGCUAGAUGAUCUGGGAAUGUUCCUGGACACUAUGACCCGACAACAGAGAGGAGUCACCCCGGAACAAAUGGCGUCUCUCGCAGAAUCUCUCACCUCCCUGGGAGUGUCCCUCAAGAAGGAGAACGUGUACAAUGAAAUCUCCUCCAAGAGGGAAGACGUGUACGUGUUUGUGCCGCCGGUGUGCGACCUGUCACGUGCCCCGGAUGGCCAGCCCCGGGACACAAACUCCGUGUUCCUCGAGUCCCUUUACAAGAUCCUCACCCCGGACCCGACCCUCAAGCGGCCAGGCGAAUUUUCCCAGGUGCAACCCAACAAGAGACACGUGGCGGCACAUGAUCUGGCACGAGACCCGGAUCCGAGGACGCGCGGCGGGCCCCCGCCAUCUUCGUCAACGGCAAAAAAGCCAUCCAAGUCGUCCACCCUGCUGGACUUCUUUAUCAAGGAAACGGUCGAGAUCACGCCGUCGCAGGUGGUCCGCAACGAGGCCAAGGAGCAACAAGACACGCUGAACACGUGGGUGUCGUACUUUGAGGGCUACUCCAACGCUGUCCGGCGGGACCUCACCUGGGAGCAGUUGUGGAUGGAGUAA